Dictyostelium purpureum is the source of this 3642-nucleotide messenger RNA. RefSeq lists its product as uncharacterized. The transcript is spliced from 4 exons. NCBI's taxonomy places the organism in Eukaryota, Evosea, Eumycetozoa, Dictyosteliales, Dictyosteliaceae. Gene Ontology annotation, molecular function: protein kinase activity; protein binding. The record is from RefSeq and is a predicted model, not a curated record. Gene Ontology annotation, biological process: meiotic sister chromatid cohesion, centromeric; mitotic spindle assembly checkpoint signaling. The coding region runs from base 1 to 3642 and encodes 1213 amino acids.
AUGUCAUUAAGUGAUUGGGAAAAUGCUAAAGAGAAUAUUGUACCACUUAAAGGUGGUAGAGAUCCAACAAAACUUACAUCAUUUGCUAAUAAAUCAAAUCCAGAGGAAUUAGAACAGGAAAAACAAAAAUUUGAAGAAAUUAUUAAUGAAUAUAAAGGCGAAGAUCCAAUUGAAAAUUGGUUAAAGUAUAUUAAAUGGGUACAACAGUCAUAUCCAGGUGGCAAUAUGAAAGAACAACUCAUUAUUUUAUUGGAAAGAUGUACAAGGUUAUUUAUAAAUACAGAAAAAUAUAAGAACGAUCCAAGAUACCUUAGAAUUUGGAUUACAUAUGCAGAUAUGUGCAGAGAUCCCAUUGAAGUAUUUGCAUUUUUAGAGAAUCAAAGAAUUGGUUUUUAUCUCUCUUUAAUUUAUGAAGCUAGAGCUAUUGUCUAUGAAAAUAAAGGUGACUAUGAAAAAGCCGAUAAAGCAUUCAAACAAGGUAUCGAACGUAAAGCCCAACCAAUAGAAAGAUUACAACAAAAACAUCAAGAUUUUGAAAGAAGACUAAUGGCAAGAUUGAAAUAUCAACGUGAACAUAACCCAGAGCAAUUCCAACAACAACAACAAGAAUCAUUAUUAAACGAUGAAAAUGGGAAAUCAAAUAGCAGAACUGUUUUAGGUACAAUCAGUUCGACUCAUGUUUCUUCAGAAAGAAAAUCAUCUCAAAUUAAAGGUGCACCAUUAGGUAUUUCUGCUUUAGAUAAAAAAAGAAAAAUUAAUGAAAAAAGUAAUGGUGGAGGCGGAUUUCAAAUUUUUGAUGAUUCAAAUAGUGGCGGUAAUCCAGAUGUCCAAACUGAUUCUAAAUUCUUUGGAGCAUCACGUAAAUCUUCAAAUCCAACCAUCAAUAGUGUAGGUGAUUCUCUACCACAAGUUAAAUGGAACGAAUUAGAACCAGAACUCACCAAACAUAAAGAAAAUACCCAGCUCGCUCAAAAAUGGACCGAUACUAAAAUCCCACAAAAGAAAUUAAAGAGCACCACCUCAAAUUUCCAAAUUUAUUGUGACGAAAAUCUUGAACAACCAAAUGGCACAAGUGAUCCAUCAUCACCAGAAAAAUUAAAAUUGGUUUCAAAUGUAAAACAAUCAAAAUUAGAAGAAAUUCAAAACAAUCCAUUAGCCAAUUUUACAAAAGGUUCUCAAUCAACACAACCAAAUGGUAAAUCAUCUUCAUCUUCAUCUUCAUCCUCAUCAUCUUCGUCAUCGAGUAAAAAUGAAAAAAUUGGCUAUAACAAAUUAUUAUUUACAAAUAAUGAUAAUAGUGAAAUUUCUUUUGAAGAGUACAGAGCUAUGGUCGCAAUAAAGAAUUUAAAAGAAAAAGAAGAAAGAGAAAUACUAGAAAAAGAAAGAUUAGAAAAAGAAAGGUUGGAGAAAGAAAAAUUGGAAAAAGAAAAACUAGAACAACAACAACAACAACAACAAGAUGAAAUGUCAGUUGAAUAUGAAAAAGAAAGAGUACCAACAUCACCAACUAUGACAAUCCACACCAAACAAGCAUUUAAUGAUGUUAUGGCAAUGUUCAGCGAACCAUUAGAAAUUGAGCAGGGUAACAAGAAAUCUAAAAAGAAAUCAACUUUAGUUUUAUCAUCAACCUCACCAAAUCCAUUUAAACAUUAUCAAGACAAAGACGAAGUUUUUAGUGAACCAUUUGAAAGUCCUGAUAAAAAUGUAGAAAAAACAAAGAUUACCAAUCGUGAUAUGAUUAUGAAACAAUUAAAUUCAUAUGAAUCAAUGGAAACUGCUGUACAAGACCAACCACAAUUUAUUACAUUAGACCAAGAUAGAGAAAGAGUUCAAACCAUUGAUAGAAUAGACCAGAUAGUUAAAGUCCACCAACAACAAUUCCAAAUAUUUGAAGAUCAAUCAGCUGCUCAACAAAACAAUAACAUGUUUUCAAAAUCAUUCCAAUCCAAAGAUCCAAAUUUGGCAGAUAAAAUUAAAGGUAAAAAUAAAUUGUCAGCCUCAUCCAUUUCAAACAAUAAUAAUGGUGGUUUUUCAAUAUUCCAGGACCCAUCACCACAAGAAAACCAACAACAACCACCAAAGAAAUCGAUUGGUGGCGAUCCAUCACCACAAGAACCAAUCGAACAACAACCACCAAAGAAACAAUCUAAUGGCUUUACAAUUUUCCAAGAUCCAUCAUCACACGAACAACACGAAAAUAAAACAAUAGAAUUCGAAAGACAAUCACAACAAAGCCAACAACCACAACAACAAUCAAACAAUAUUACAUUUUCAGCAUCAACAUUUUCAGUUAGCACUAUUUCACCAUUAUCAAGCAAAUCGAUGGUUAUGAUGGAUUUUAAUAGUACAACCCAAGAUAAUCUCGAAGCUAGUUUCAAAGCAGCUAACAACAUUACAAGUAAUAUAACAGGAAACAUUACAAGUAAUAUUGACCCAACAACAGUUAUUAUAUGUAGUUUAACACCAGAUGACGGUAUUGUUUCUCCAUAUCAAAUUGAACACCAAUAUCUUUUAGAACAACACGUCUCGGGUACCGUACAAGCAAUUGAAACAUUUAUGAAUGUUAGCGAUGAUGUAUCCCCACUUCCAGAAAAUUUAGAUCAAGCUCAAGUUAAUCAAUCUCUUGAAGACAAUGGAAUUAUCGUUCAAAUGCCAUUCUUUGAAAAUGAAAUUACUGUUAGUUUUAGUAAGUGUAUUGCAAAAUCAUCAAUUGAUGGUAGCACUACAUUCAAAGUCGAAAGAAUUGAUGAUAAUGCAACACCAGAAGAUAGUUGGUUAACAUGUAAAGUUCAAGACCCAUCAUCUAUUUGGGAGUUUUAUAUUAUAAAUCAAAUUCAUACACGUCUAGAAGAAAAUUCACUACCAAUUUCUAAAAGCAAAUUCCCAAAAACCCAUUCACUUUAUUACUAUACAGAUAAAUCAAUAAUGUUAAUGGACCACUUUGACCAAGGUACUUUAGUUGAUGUUGUAUCAAGCUACCCAAUGGAUGAAUCAUUAGCAAUGUUCCACUGUAUAGAAUUAUUAAGAACUGUUGAAGAUUUACAUCGUGUUGGUAUUAUUCAUGGUAACAUCUGCUCAAAGAAUUUAUACUUUUUAUUUGGUACCACCUCAAACUGGCCAGAAUGGUCAGCAGAUUGCCAAGGUGCAUGGAGAUCCAAAGGUUUUAGUUUAAUCGACUUUAGCAAGUCUGUAGACACUACAAUUUAUAGUACAGGUGCCAAAUUUAUUUCACCAUUUGAACUUUUGCCACAAGGUACUCCAUCAGAAUGGUCCGACUCGAAUAAAACAUGGUGUUAUAAUAUCGAUUACUUAGGACUUUGUAAAGUUAUAUUUUUUAUUUUAACCGGUGGUAAAUCAGAAGAAUUACUUUUAUCUAGAAAUGAUGAUGAUGGUACAUUCGCUAUUACCAAUUCUAAUCUUGUAAAUACCUCAACCUUUUCAGAAUUCAAUUCAAUUUGGAACAACUUAUUGUUAUCAUUAUUAAACUCUUCAGAUAAUAGCGACAAUAGUAAUAAUAUUUUAAAACAACAAAGGGAAAUUCUCGAAAAUUAUUUAUCUUCAAAUCAAUCAAAAUCAAAAUCAAUUAAAAGCUCAUUAAGAAUUCAAAAUAUUAAAUUAUUUGAAUCAAUGAAAUCAAAAUAA